CUGGUGUUCUGGCCUAACCAUUAUACCGGCAUCUGAUUGGUGAAGCCGGUAAAGAAGGUGGGGAUAACAAGGGUGUAAGCCUUGCCUGAGAGGAUAGACUCUGGUCAACUAAACAGCGUAAACCACGACGUCACUUGACUCGGUCAGUUUCACUUAUCUGCCAUUUUGUAUCUCGGCAGCCAGACGAAGUUUUAUCGAUAACGAAGAAGGAAGGAAUGCAAACGUCCACCUCACUUGUUAAUCUGCGCCUUUAACCAAAUAACGUUGUAUUCAAGUUUGCCUUGUUUGGCUCGACGUCAGUGGCAGUCGGCUGACUGCGCUCCUAAACAGUUGGUUCUCUUGUCAGAGUCCAUUUUGUUUACCUUUUUGUGGCUUUAGCAGGAGAGCUAACAACGUUAGCCAGCUAGCUUAGCUAGCGAACAGCCGUUAGCUCCUAACCGUCUGGCGAAAUGGCGGCCAACACGACACAAGCGGCCCCGACAACCAACUGGUCCUAUGGGGUUCCUGGAGAUGGCCAGAUUCACGAAAACCCAGAAUGGGAGAAGGCAAGACAAGCACUUGCGUCUAUUAACAAGAGUCAGAGCUCUGCUAAGACGGCACAAGCUAACCGGACAGCCACAGCAGAGGCUGGUCAGUUUCAGCCAGCAGUGACUGACUCUGCUGCCAUUCAGCAGCAACAACAACCACAGCAGCAGCAACCACCACAACAACAACAGCAGUACUAUCCAUGGUACCAACAAACCCAGCAACAUUACCCUGGAUAUACGUACCCCUAUAAUUACUACUACCCCAGUCCAUAUGGAGCGGCAUAUCCAUCAAAUCAGUAUGGUGUACCCCAAGGGCCUUACCCGGGAACUCCCACCUCUAAUGGACAGCCUCCUCCGGUGCCUGGAAUGGAAGACCAGUCAUCUGGCUACCAGUCUCAAUCACAACCUCCCCCUGCUACGCCCCAGCCACCCCAGAGCCCAACCUCCUCAGAGAAACCCAUUCCUCCCCAACCCCCAUCAAUUCCUCCCCAACCCAACUCCCAGUACCCCUCUUCUCCAUCACAAAAUGGUUACAAUGCAAAUAACUCCAUGCAAUACCCUCCCAGUGACCCCAACCAAAUGCAAGUGUACAAUCAUUCCCAGGGAAGACCCAACUAUGGACAGGGCUUCCAGGCCCAGAAUACCUAUCAGCCCUCUCAGAAUACCUCACAGCAGCCAGGCCAGUAUGUACCAGGGCUUGGCAGAGGAGAGGCCAACAAAAACAAAAAUCAAAAACAAGGACAGCAACUGUGGCACCGCAUGAAACAGGCCCCUGGGUCACCUUCAGUAAAGUUCAAUAUUCACAAGAGGCCCUAUCAGGUUCAGUGUUCUCCAAUGUCCAAUCAGACUUUCCCACCAGGCGAGCAGCCCUCAGUGUUGAAUUCAGAUCCCUCCUCCCCGUCUUCCUCCAGUUCUGCACCCGGAGGUGCUCAGACACGACCCCAGGACUGGCCCCAAGCCAUGAAGGAAUAUGUGCAGCGCUGUUUUACAGCCUGUGAGACAGAGGAAGACAAAGAUCGUACAGAGAAGGUGCUGAAGGAAGUUCUGCAGGACCGGCUGAAGGAUGGCUCUGCUUACACUAUUGAUUGGACUCGGGAGCCAUUGCCAGAACUAAAGGUCAAGCAGUCUCGUUGGGAAACUCUUCAUGCCCAGAGGACAUCAGAUGGCUCACUGAGCCAUGGUGGAAGUCCAGUAGCUGCGUCUUCAAGAGGCAGGGGUGGUGGACACAGAUUGGGCCACUACAGGAAUAUAUUUUCUCAGAGGAGUCCAUCUUCUAGUUCCUCCCGCUCCUCCUCCCGCUCCCCAUCCCCAUCCCACGGCCGACAUAGGGACCGCAGCAACCAAAGGCACAAACGCAGUGAUUCUGGCUCACAGUCAGACAGCAGCAUCUCCAGUGACCUCCGACCACAGCUGUCACGUCGAAGUCAGAGAGGUGCACGUGGUCGUGGUAAUGACCGGGAUAGAGGCCGUGGGGAGAGAGGACGGGGAAGAGGAGGAAAAGCAAACAGAGGAAGGAGAAACAUGGACGAUUCCAAUGCAGCUGGUGGAAAGAAGAGGAAAGGUGGCAAUGCUGGUCUGGAUUUCCAUGACCCCAACAGAGAAGCCAAGAAGCAGAGCAGAGCAGCUCGUUUCCACAAGCAGCUUCGUUCAGAGCCCCUGGUUCUCUCCAUCAAUUCCCUAGACUUGCCUGAUGGGACACAGGAGGGCCUCAGCUGGGAGGACUGUCCCAUUGUGGGAACAUGUCAGGACAUCACCAAGUCCUAUCUGAGGCUCACCUGUGCCCCAGACCCCUCCACUGUGCGCCCGGUGCAUGUCCUGAGAAAAUCUCUGCCGACUGUGAAAGUUCACUGGAAAACCCACCAGGACUACACCUAUGCCUGUGAACAGAUGAAGUCCAUACGACAGGAUCUCACAGUCCAAGGAGUUCGUACUGAGUUCACAGUGGAAGUGUACGAGUGUCACGCACGCAUUGCUCUGGAAAAGGGAGACCAUGCCGAGUUCAACCAGUGCCAGACCCAGCUGAAGGCCCUGUAUAAGGACAAUCCCUCAGAAAACAUUGGAGAGUUUACAGCAUAUAGAUUGAUAUAUUACAUCUUUACUAAAAACUCUGGAGAUCUGACCACUGAGUUGGUUUACUUGACCCCUGCUCUGAGGGCAGAUGUGUGUGUGGCUCAUGCUCUUGCGCUCCGUGCUGCGUGGGCAUUAGGAAACUAUCGCCGUUUCUUUAAGCUGUACAAGGAAGCCCCACGUAUGGCUUCAUACCUAAUUGACAAGUUUGUAGAGAGGGAAAGAAUGGUUGCACUUCAAGCCAUAGUCAAAACGUUCAGGCCAGACUUGCCGGUGGAUUAUGUGCAGUCCAAUCUGGGCUUCUCUUGUUUAGACUCCUGUAUGGCCUUUCUUACUGGGCUAGGUGUCACCUUCUACCCUUGUGACCCCCAUAAGAUAGACUGCAAAGCCAGCACAGCCGCUUUGGCUGCUUCCUGAGGGGGUGGGGGGUUAGCACCAUGAAAGGAGACGCUAAGGGAUCAUCAUGGAUACCUAUUCAAUGUACUGCACUUCAGACACCUCUGCCUAUUCAGAUAGGGUAGUUGGAAAACUAACAACUGUAGAAGACCCAUAUAGAAAGAUACGAGAAGAUAGGAAGAAUACUCCGCUGCAAGUUUCAGAUUUCAGAUGACACUUAGAUAAGAGCUGUUAAAGUCUGCACACACUGUCACUCAACUUUUGUAGGUUAGCCUAUUGCCCAAGUUAUCUCACGACAUUGAUAAGGCCAGAAAAUUGAGUGAACAGUUUAGAUUUGGGAUUAACAUGUUUCCGCAUUUAGAGGCUCAGAAGUCACAGAACCAGAUCAGGGAGGCACCCUCAUGGUUCCUGUUCCGUAACCACCAUCAGAUGUCAAAGCUAACAGUUUUCUGUUAUGUUUUUUCCUUCCUCAAGUCAACAGCUCCAAGACCUGAAGAUUCAAGCCUUGUCAAUCAAAAGGGAAAUACAAACCGCUGUUCAAGUAAUUUAUCCAGCUCUCCUGUUUGUCAACAAGCCUUCAGGUCAACUACAUAUUCCUAUUAGAGACUGUGAGACAACAUGGUGAGAAGAUGCCUGCAGUUUGCCUAAAAGAAGAAGAAGAGGUGGUGGUUUGUAUAUCCUAUCCUGCACCUGGUUUCCUCAAGGUAUCUACAGUUAGCUGUGCAUCCACUUCCUUGUCCGAAAUCAAAUGGCCGGUGUAAUGGAGCAAUGGACUGAAGUCUUAGGUCUGGUUCCGGAUUUAAAGAAGUGGUAUCCAUUUGCUGGUCAGUCAUUAAAUGGUUGGCCAUUUUUUGGGGAAAGUCUCAAAUCAGAUGAGCAUUGACUUUUUGUAUGAAAGGAUAUAGGGAAGUGUUCUUCAUCAAGAUCGCCUCACCCCUCCGUACCGUCGAAGCUGAGCUCCAUCUCCAAAAUCAAAGCGGUCAGAGAAGGAAUCCGCUUCAUCGUCCUCUGGCACACGUCCUGGCAGCACCUGGAAUCCAGCAGACCCGAUCAACACGGCUCAGGGAUGAAGCUCAUCUAUAAUCUGUGUUGGCCGUCUUAACUUCAUCAGCUGUUUAUCCAAAGAAACAGUGUCAGCUAAGCUGCCAUCUUUAAAUACAGCUCACGGUGAAGUCUGAGUGUUGGCGCGUCGGUGGGAAACCGGCUGCUGCAAGAAGGAAUACCAAUGAGUGGUUUGUAUGCUCCAUCUGGCUGGUAAGCGAAAGGGACUUCUCUGGAAGGAGGUGGAUGAACAGAGACGCUGCCUCACGUCUCCAGUUGAUGUUUACGUCUUGUGUUUUUGGACAGCAGUAUUGGCUAGUAAAAUAAUUAGUGAGCUGCAAAGCAGGUUUUUAUGUAAAUCUACAGGUUGAUAUUAUACAGGUGAAUUAAGUAGAAAUAAAUAAAAAAAUAUGCUAAAAAUGGCAUCAAUAAGAUGUGGAAAUGUACUGCACAUGUACUUGUGCUGUCUCAAUGUCAUAAGUAUUUUAUAUUGAUUUAGACAGUACUGUAAUAAACAGGGAGGUCAAUGUUGAGUGAAGACUAGUUCUUUUAUGUCCGUUUCUCAGUUAUAGAAUGUUCUAAAGCGAUUAAGUGCAAAACAGAGUUCGUCGUUUCUGAAGAGGUUUUGGCAAUUUAUCUUCGAAGGAUUUGUGCUUUUCAGGACUUAAAAUACGAUUGGUAGUGGUGCACACUAUUUUAGGUGAUUGGUCAAAUAUUUAUGGCAAUACUUGAAUUGGUAAUUAUUACGGCUCGAAAAUAUAAAACAAACCUUUUCACACUGACACAAUUUUUUUCUGCUUUCCACCAUAAUCUCUAAUUUGGGUCAUUUAUGAUGUUUGUGCUGAAAUUGAAAACAAGUUGAUAUCAUUCCUUGUAAUUUGAGUUAAAAAAAAUAUAUAAACAGUAUUAAUUACUACUAAUUAGAAAUAUUGAGUUAUUUAAGACUGGUGUAAUUGAGCUUAACAUAAAUGUGAGUGCAUGUUUACUUGUAAAUAUUGUAUGAUACUGCUGUGAUUUCCUUUCAAUUAGUGCAUAAGGCAGGUUUUUUUUGUUGACACACGGGUAAGUGUGUUUUUUUUCUUUCUGGGUUUUGCAAAACUCUUUAAACCAUUUAUGUAAAAAGUAAACUUCAAUGCAGAUGGGUGUGGAUGAGGGUUUGUGCCAUGUCUUCAGAGUGGAUGUCGUGGUGGAGUUCAUAACUGCUCGUUUCUACUACAGCCUGGAAAUAUUUACAUAAGCUCCUAAAUCGGAGUGUGGUGGGAUAUUAUGCUCAAUUUCCAGUGAUAUAACAAAUAUGGUUAUGUAAUGUCCCUUCAGACAAAAAGUGUUGGCAGAUUGUCACUUGCAAAGUUGAUAUAUUUACUCUGACAAAUGGAAGCACCAUUUCCAAACACGUAAUUUUAACGCCUUCCACAAAGUGAUAGGUUUAAGUCAGAUUGACAAAAUACUGUUAAUCUGUUGGUAAAACUGUUCCAUUGUUGACUUAUUUCACAAACAUUUUGUAAUGACAACGAUCUCAACAUGUUUUCUUUCUUUCCCCUUCAUUUACCUGAUCCCCUGUCCUCUUUGCUCCUCCUCCUCCCCCCUCAGUCCCAAAACCUUUCUCUCACACGUCACCAGACCUCAUUCUUCAGCUCGUAGCUCUGCUGCUCUGCAGGAGCACAAGGAGCACAUGGAGUGAUGAUAAGUGGGCGAAGAACCACCUCCAGACGCCAGCCGGAGAGAGUGAAUUGUGAGCAAUCAAGUCUUGGUUUGACCCACUCGAGUUGAAGCCUCACAGCUGAUGAAAUACAUGGGAGCCUUAUUCAAUGAAAAUAUUGAUGUUGUUGCUAACUUAAUUUGCUGCUAACCCAAAUAAUUGAAAUGUUUUUCUGUGUUUUGGAUUCAAUGUUUGAGGGUUGAUAGUCUUGUAUUGCCAUUUUCUGUUUGUUCAGAUGCAUUUAUACAUUUUAAGUGUUUUUUUUUUUUUUCUCGUCGUAUUUAUUAAUAUUUUGGCGGACAGAACAGCUUGAGUUUGUUAGAAUUGCAGUAGACCCUAUAUUUGACCUAAUAUACCCUAUAUUUGCGUAAUCCCUCAUCUAAAAAAAUGUGUCUGGACAUACAGAAUAUGUUGUUAUCCUCAAACCUCACCGACAUUUAGUAUAAUUUAAAAUACAUCUUUAGUAUACAGUCGUCUUUAGCCAAAGUUUCUUAUUUGACACGUGCUGGUGCGUGCUCCCAUGCUAAGAAAUGACCUUUUGGUUUCUUCUCAUGUGAAUGAGCUCUAUGGUUGUUUGUUGCCUUUGGUUUGCAUCAUUUAAAGAUGUGUAUACACAUGGUUAAAGUGUGCACAUCUGAGGUCUCAGGUUUUCAGCAUUGAUGCAGCCCAGGAUGUUCGCGUUGUUUUUUUUGUUUCGUUUUUUUUACUAGAAAUUUCACCCCAGACAACUAACAAUACACAAUACUCAUUUUGGAUGUUUGGUUUUUCCUCUCUGAUGCCCGAGUCAUAUUUUCAGUAUUUUUUGCUCCCAUGUGACUGUAUACCUCCCAUCAGUCUUUGUAACUCCUUCCUUGAUACUUUACUGGUCCAACUCCCCAUGUCCCCUCCCCCCCUCACCUCUGCUGUGUUCAUUUCCUAUCAUUUGAAUUUCUCUGUUCUCACUGUCUCUUGUUUACCCUCCCUGCAUGCUGUCCUCUCCUGCGCUUUAUGAAUCUCUAACCAGUAUUUGUUCUCUUUUCCUUUAUGUUGAGUGUGUUCGUGGCUGUUUGCCGUGUGCAAUUAGUCACUAGUAAGUAUUAUAGGACGUCUGAAAUGCUUGAGUAGUUUGUUGUGGCUCACUAACAACUGAAGCUGAAGAGUUUAUCUGCAAUGCCUCCUCCCUAUCUACAGAUCUGACCUGAUAAUCUGCCAUUUUGUAAAUAUUGUGUAUAUAUAUAUAUAUAUAUAUUUUUGAAAAUAAUCUAAUAAACUUCAAGUUCAAAGGGCA
This is a messenger RNA of Cyclopterus lumpus (lumpfish), 6997 nucleotides long. It is a transcript of the gene leng8, whose product is annotated as leukocyte receptor cluster (LRC) member 8. Bases 450 to 3011 code for a protein of 853 amino acids. The record is from RefSeq and is a predicted model, not a curated record. Gene Ontology annotation, cellular component: nucleus. Lineage: Eukaryota; Metazoa; Chordata; Actinopteri; Perciformes; Cyclopteridae. The transcript is spliced from 15 exons.